AUGUCCAAACGACGGCAGAGCUCGCUUGGUUCAGCCAAACGAAGGCCAGAUAACAAGUACAUGGACAUAGUCGAGAGGCUAUUUGAGUACAAGCUAGCUGGGCGUCAUAUUGUUGUUGAGCUGUUUACCGAGGUGCCGAACCCGGAGCUCUAUCCCGACUAUGCAGAGGUCGUACAAGAACCGAUCUCGAUGAAAGAGAUCUCUAAACGGGCGCGUCUUCAGGCAUAUGAAAACGAGGACGACUUUUUGAGCGAUUUUGAGCUUAUGGUUGAGAAUGCAAAGACGUAUAAUGGCGAGGAGUCUCCGGUCGUGGAUGACGCGAUUGCGCUGCUGGAUUUCGUGUUGGGUGAGCUGGGCCGCCCGCUCAGCGAGGUUACGCGACAAAAGCAGCAGCUCAAGAUCCUGCACGAACUCUUAAACUACAAGUACAAAGGUCGUAAGCUGUCCGAAGUGUUUAUUGUCGAGCCGAGCCGUGAGGACUAUCCCGAGUACUAUGAGGUCGUCAAGGAGCCCACAUCGUUCACCACGGUCGAGUCACGGAUUCAAGAGGUGGCUUGUGAAACGUGGGAUCAGUUUUCUGAUCUCGUAGAGCCUAUUUUCAACAACGCAAUGGUGUAUAACCAGGAAGGAUCCCAGAUUUACUCCGAUGCCUCUGCGCUCAAGAAACAAUUGCACAAUAAGGUGGCUCGCAUGAGACCGGCACCGCCGCCUCGGCUCAAGAUUCGACCACCAACGGCAGAGAUCGGAUCCAGUGACGAAGAGGAAGUGGGCGACGAGGACGACGAGGAUGACGAGGACGAAAUGGAUAUCGACGACGAAGAAGUCGAUGACGAGCCAGUUGUCGAGCACCGGUUCGACGAUGACGACGAUGACGAUUUCGAAGCAGACCCCGACGAUUUCGACGACGAGGAUAUCGCUGAUGAAGACGACGAGGAAGAGGAUAAAGACUCGUCUGCAGCGCCCCCUAAUGGGCCCUCAGGUAUGCCCAUGAUGAUGAUGAUGCCUCCCGAACAACAAACAGUUUUCCGGGACGAGAUUGUUCAUCGCGAGCUGGGGAAAACGGCCAGAGACGGUCUUAUUCAGUUGGUCACGGUGGCCAGCGUCGCCCAUCCCCAGUUUAUGCGGAGCCAGGGUCACAUGGGAGAAAAGCCUCAAAUUUUACCGCCAAUUGCCACUGAUCUAGUUCAUUUGCGUAUCCCGGCCUCCAGGUCGCACGUCAUGACCGCGUUUUCCACCACCCUGCCGGCGUACCACCACACCCUUGGGUUGAAUGUAUAUUUACACGAACAGCUUCGCCAAAUUCCUUUCGCACUUUCUGUGCUGCUAAACGGUCGCAAACUGCCCCCCAUGAACCGUAUGAGCGGCGUUAUCCAUGAAGAUUUCCAACUACGACUCAGCCCGGGCCUCAAUCAAGUGACCAUAUGCGUUAUCCGCGCCGGCAUGACAGGCACCGUGCGACCCUUUGGUGCUCCACCGAUUGUCGGUACCGAGUCAGACGAAGAACGACUGGUUCUAUGGCUCAAUUUAAUGCGCUAA
Molecule: messenger RNA, 1536 nt
Organism: Wickerhamiella sorbophila
Lineage: Eukaryota; Fungi; Ascomycota; Dipodascomycetes; Dipodascales; Trichomonascaceae
Product: Protein polybromo-1
Exons: 1
Coding region: 1-1536 (511 amino acids)
Biological process (GO): chromatin remodeling
Cellular component (GO): RSC-type complex
Molecular function (GO): protein binding
Source: RefSeq, a predicted model, not a curated record